Molecule: messenger RNA, 2559 nt
Organism: Pseudo-nitzschia multistriata
Lineage: Eukaryota; Bacillariophyta; Bacillariophyceae; Bacillariales; Bacillariaceae
Source: the annotation of a GenBank genome assembly
AUUCAAAAAGUACCAGUUGUGUAAUUCAUUGCGGUUCUUUUUCAGAAACGACUGCAUUUUUUGCCGAGAAGCAUCUGCAACAAGCAACAAUCAUUGGCCGUUCGUUUUCUCGUCGGUUCUUGUUCGUUCCUCCGUCGCCACAUGAAACGGCUCCGGUCUUCUYCUUUGCGGCUCGUUCCCAUUUUGUUCUUCUCGGCAGCAACAGCAACCUCGGCUUUUCUUCACGCAGCCACCGGAAGCGCCGUCUCCAAAACAAAAGUGGUGUGUACGAAGACCGUUUCCRCGACCCUCCACCUGCGUCGCCACYGCUGCACCCACGCUGUCGCACAUCCAUCCGGYGAUUCCCGCCACGACACACGUUUUUCCGUGCCUGCCGCGAUGACUGUGCAGAGAAUGGCGUCAUCAUUGGCAGCAGCCGGAGGUGACGCGAUGGUUGCUACRAACCAAAGCGAUAAGAAAGAGAACCCAGCGUCUGCCACCRCCGAGGRUGCCGCCGAUGYCCCYGCUAUCUCCAAUUUGCUGCCGUUGAUCCAGAGCCCGUACGCGRCGGCCUCGAGGUUGAAGUUGUGUCCCAAGUGCCACGGCGARGGAAGGAUCUCRAAGCCUAUAUCGAAAAAGGCGAGGCUUCGGCACCAGCGCAAACUCUACCAGCAGGAGCAGGAGGCAAAGCGAGAAAACGAAGRUCCAACCGACAACGAGAACCACAAGCGUGCCAAGCGAUCGACGUCGCCACCUGCGGCGAYAGCAACGGCAAGCGAGAAUCCCGGAACGAAACAGAACCAGCCACUCCCGCUGCCCAAGCGACGGUGGGAUCCCUGUCCAAAAUGCGACCAGACCGGCYUGUUGUUGGACGCUUYUCCCGGAAAGCAAAUCCCGCUGAAAAACGAUCCUCCCUUUGUGGCGAUCGUUGGCGGUGGAAUCGGUGGUAUGGCACUGGCGGUCGCACUGAAGCACCGCAACAUCCCGUUCCGCGUGUUUGAAAAAGAUUCUCGGUUCGAUCAACGCCGCCAGGGCUACGGGCUGACCCUCCAGCAGGCCCGCCGAGCGCUGCGAGCCCUGGGAAUCUUCGAACCAAACGACGGCGACGACGACGGCGAGGAGCCGCGGGGCAAUUUCGUGAGCCAGAGCGGCAGGUUGCUAGAGGAACACGCGGUCACGUCAACCAAACACGUGGUCCACACACCGGACGGCAAGCCGAUCGGCGAAUGGGGCCUCCGCAAGUGGGUCGGUGGUGGGGCCGCGGGGAAGGACGGCCGGGCGUGUUCGCGGGGGAACCCUGGCGGAUCCGGGCCUCGCGACAACGCGGCACUUGGCAUCGACACCGACACCAAUGCCGCCAUCAAGCCCCGGGCCACCCGGGCCAAGAACAAGAAACGGAGACAAAACCUGCACGUCCCGAGGCAGGUCCUGCGCAGCGCCUUGUGGGAGUCUCUGAAAGAAGCCUUCGGUGGURGCAGCGGCGGGACCGAAACGGCYACCAMCACCGACGGCUGCCGGCAGGCCGGUCAAGACGAUUGCAACAUUUCGUGGGGACACAAGCUGGUGGACAUCGAGCCCGCGGCUCUUGCGGAACCCAAGUCUUCCGCGAACACCAACAGGGUCCGCCUGACGUUUCGGGUGGAAGGGUCCGGCGGGGACGAAGACGAAGAGCAGAGGUUUGUGACCACGGAGGCCGACCUCGUCGUGGGCUGCGACGGAAUCCGUUCGUCCGUCCGAAAACGGUUCCUGGAGAACGCGGCCGGCGAUGGCGGUGGAUCCMKGCCACCAACGCCCCUCCGGUACCUCGAAUGCGUGGUCGUGCUGGGCAUCUGCCCGCUCGGGGACCUGGUCCYKCGGGCCGUUGGARGAGAAAAGGACCCGACCGAGCUGUCGCCGCUCCUGGACGGGGAGACCGUCUUCCAGACCGCGGACGGGACCACCCGGAUCUACCUGAUGCCCUACUCAAAGAAGAAGAACGAGUACAUGUGGCAGCUCAGCUUUCCGGUUCCCGACGAAAGGACCGCCCUGGACCUCUCGAGGCGCGGGCCGGAGGCCCUCAGGGAGGAAGCCCUGCGGAGGUGUGGGUCCUGGCACUCCCCGAUCCCCGAGAUCCUGUCGGCGACCCCCAUCGAGCUGGUGUCGGGAUACCCCGUGUACGACCGGGACCUGMUCUCGGAAGACCUUCUCGCGGCCUYCCGGAAGAAAAGGUCCCUUAGCGGCUCUUGCUCCCUCCCUUGCACGCUGCUGGGGGACGCCGCCCACCCCAUGUCCCCCUUCAAGGGCCAGGGGGCCAACCAGGCCCUCCUGGACGCCCUGUCCCUGGCGCGGUCCCUGCAGAAGGUGCACCUCCUAAGGGGCCGGCCCCUGGGAGAGGCCCUGGAGGCCUUUGAGGGAGAAAUGGUGGACCGGAGCUCCGAGAAGGUGAGGGCCUCGUCCGCGGCGGCCCGGUUCCUGCACACGGACGUGGCGAUCGCGGAGGGAAACCUGACGAGGGGGGCGGCCGCCGCUUUCGCCUCGGGCAAGUCGUCUCGGUAGCGUAGUUGUGGGUUCUCUUUUCCUCCCGGUCCAAACCGCACGUGC